Messenger RNA from Oncorhynchus mykiss (rainbow trout), 4109 nucleotides. RefSeq lists its product as uncharacterized. Gene Ontology annotation, molecular function: K63-linked polyubiquitin modification-dependent protein binding; histone binding. NCBI's taxonomy places the organism in Eukaryota, Metazoa, Chordata, Actinopteri, Salmoniformes, Salmonidae. Gene Ontology annotation, biological process: double-strand break repair; positive regulation of DNA repair. Gene Ontology annotation, cellular component: BRCA1-A complex. The record is from RefSeq and is a predicted model, not a curated record.
GCCCUGCUCUGAGUCACGUGGUUUAAGAAAAUGGCUUCUUGAAACGAAUUUUGUCAAAUGUGUUGCUAAAAGUAGAAAUUAUAGCUACCUAAAACUGAAUGCGAGUGUUAAUAUUGGACUGAAGGCUUUGUAACUUCAAUCUCAGAAAUCGUUAUGCAUAAAUAAGUAACCGUUCUACUCAGGAAGAUGGGUGUGCAGCAGAUCUCAACUGUCGUAACAUAAGAUAGCUUACAGUAGCUAGCUAACUAACAAAUCUGUCUCAAUUUAAGCACCAAAGUCAACCGAACAACAUGCCUCCUCGGAAAAAGCUAGAGAACAGAGGCACGGAUUGUCCCAGGAAACGACGACGAGCUCAGGAAGAGGGCAAUGUCGUCAUCUCAGACAGAGACGAGGAUGAAGACUUCAGACCGACAUCAUCAUCAUCAUCAUCAUCAAGAGGGGAGCGCAAACGGGAGAAGGAGAGUAGAACACGAUCAAACGAGAUGACAGAGGAGGAGAUGCUGGACCUGGCCAUGAGACUGAGUAAACAGGAGGCCAGCAGCGCUGCUCUCCAGCAACGACAGGAGGAAGAGGCCGUGAGGAAGGCCAUCGCUGAAAGCCUCUACGCAGACAGCCCUACUCAUCCCCUAUCCCUCGGGUCAGGGAGCCCUACACAACAAUGUCAAAAUUCUCCUCCAGAGGGAGAGAGCAGCAUACAGCCCCCCAGGUGUAAACUCUCCUACCCUAACCAUGGUGUGGCUGACAAGGAGGGAGCCCGCGGUGGAGAUGUUCAUGUAGGGGUGGCUCCCUCAGACAGGAGGAGGAGGGGGAAGAAGGAGGGAAGCCCAUUACUAGAUAUGCCUGACCUGUCUCAGACCCAGAAGGUCUACUCCCAGUCCUCCCCCCUCAGCCAAGCUUCCACCUCAGUGCCUCUCCCAUCCUCACAGGAAGAGGGGUCUUCUCAGAGGAACCUUUUCGGAGACCGCUCAGCCAACGCAAUUGAAUCUCAGGACUACAACAACUCCACAAAGAGUGACUCCCAGUCCCAACUCAGGAUCAAGUCCCCUGGUUUCCCUUCCACUACGGCUCCCCAAGCCAACAAACCUGUCCUGUGCCUGGAGAAGCUUAGCCAGGACCUCCUAGUAGAUUGUCAGGCCUCUGGGUUCCUACUAAAGGGUCAUCCCAGCUUAACGCUUCCCACAAUGUCCCAGAAAUCUCAAUCUUAUCAGCCCAAGAGCCCCACAUUCUCCAAUACCCCUGUGUUUUCCAAAACAGAGAGAGGUGUGGAACCAGGCCAAAGUAGUCCCUCCUUUCCUAAACGCGCCAUGUUCUCUAAUUGUGAUUCAGGAGAGGAAGAAAAAGAGGCCAGUCCCACCAUUCCUAAAAGCCUGGUCUUUUUCAAGACUGAUAGAGGAAAGGCAGAGGAACAAGGGAGUCCAACUUCUCCUAAAAGCACCAUGUUCUCUAAGACUGAAAAAGGACCAGAAGAGAAAGAGACCUUCUCUGGAAGUCCAGUCUUUACCAGAACUGAUCAGAUAAGGGACCAGGGUCCACAGAGCUGUGUUGAAAGUGUUUCUGCAACAGGAGACUAUGAGGAUGGAGACAGAGAUGAUGCUGUGAAGAGCAGGGAUGCCUCCGAGUGCCUUCCACCAUGCCCCAGAACAACCCUGUCCCUGAACAAGAGAUUUGUGCCUAUAAGGAAGACUGCUGGAGUUUCAGACAAAGUUGUUGACCAAGAGGAACGCGAGGGUGAAUCCUCGCAGAGAACUGUAAACAGGAUUAGCAUUCCUGCAAAGUUGGCUGCAGAAGAAGACCUUAAUUCAAAGGAACUUACAUUGGCUUUGGAGACUCAGCCAAUGCAGGAGUUAACCAGUAAUAUGGCGCUACGCUGGUCAGAUGAUGACGAAGAGGAAAAUGGUCCUGAAAAGUCAGCUCACUCGCCCAGCCCAGUCUUCCCACAGGAGAAUGACCUCCCUCAGCCAAGCAACCAGGGUCUCUCCCCAAACACCCACGACCACCGUUCCCCCCAACGCAGACACAGCCCCUGCCUCGUCCCCAAGAAACGCACUCACAACUUCGACAGCGCCGCGUGCGAGGAGGGGAAGAGCCAGUCCAAGUGCAUCCGGAAGAAGUUCACCUUCAAGGGCAUGUAUGGAGCCCCCUCUCCCUCUCUUCUCAGACAGGCUGCAGGUAGGAGCCAGGAUGAGGCCAAAGGCGGAAGCACCUCUUCCCACCAGCCCCUGGCCUCCUCCAGCAGCCUCUCUCCCCCCACAGACGGCCAGGGUUAUGGGGGAGUGGUGCGCUACUAUUGGGGUGUGCCUUUCUGUCCACGGGGGCAGAACCCAGACGCCUACACACAGGUGAUCCUGUCCCAGCUGGAGGUGUAUGAGAAGAGCCUGAAGGAGGCCCAGAGGGGUCUGCUGAGGAAGGCAGGCUGGGGGGAGCCAGUCCUCCCUGGGCCUCCAGAGAAACCCUUCUCCAGGAGGGGACGCCUCGAGAGACGCAGGGCCCCACGACUCCUGGAAGAAGAGGAGAGAGGGGGAAAACGUCAGGAAGAGCUAGUGGAGGUGGUAGAAGAUGAUGAUGAAGAGGAGGGAGAGAAGAGGGUGAGACAGCUGUCACGGUGGGGGGUGGAAGGGGGAGGGAAGAGAGGAAGGCAGGAGUGGAAGGACUGCCAGGAUCUGUUUGUGUCCUCUCCUGAACAAGAGGAAAAAUCUGCCUCCCCUGUAUUUCAUGCAGAUACCAGUCAGCUAAUUCUACUUCAACGGAGAAUUGGCCUUAGAAGAAAAGAGGAAAGACUAGCAGAAAAACAACCACCUGACUUACUGGAGGAGAGGGAGGAAGACGAGAAGGAAGAAAAUAUGGAUGAUAAAGAGGGUGGAGAGAAGAGGGAGGAGGAAGAAGUGGAUGUCAGAGGCUUACAAGUUCCAGAGACCCAACUCAGUGACGACAGCACUCAAGACCUCAUGGUCACCAGCCCUGCACAGCUCCAGCCAGAGAGCCAGUCCCUGCCUCAGAUCCAGUCCUUUCUUUCAUCACCCCGUCCUCUGGAACAGCAUGAAGAGGGGAUGUUGGUGGUUGGAGAGGAGGAGGGGCGGAGGAGUAGCCCUGUGGGGAUCCCUGCUGUAGGAGAGGAUGUUCGGAUGGAGGAGGAUAUCCCAGAGCCUGCCUUCCCUCGGAGCCCCAACAUGGACUGUCCCAUGUGCAUGCGUCUCUUCCCCCUGACGGAGAUUGAGAUGCACGCUGCCUACUGUGACGGUACCACCGGUAUCAUGGAGGAGGAAAUGGCAGAGGAGAGCCACUCGCAGGUUUCAGUCAAGGCUCGUAGGAAGAGGACCAGAAGGGGUGAGAACAUUGGAGAGGAGCAGCCCAGCUCUUCUGGCUCUGGCAAGGUGGUACAGGGAGAGAAGUGCUUCCUGUGUCAGCAACUAUUUCCUCUCAAGUACCAUGAGAAGCAUGUAGAGGGCUGUAUCAAGAACAAAGAGUUCUCCAAGGCUGCACCCAGAGAUGGACAGCUCUUCUGGUCUUCUGUCUGUGUGACGAUCUUCCAGAGUGGAGACUUGCUGAGUGCUCUGGACCAGACAGAGCAUAUAUAUUCAGUGGCCUGAUUGAUGAUCUGGACACAGCAGAAUCUGGGGGAAGAGGAGACUUCAGCGCCCCAGGUUUCAGAGUGAGCACCUCGCCCAUCCAAUCCUUCACCCCUGUCUCAGAAGCCACAGACUGUCUUAUCGACUUCUAACGCCAAUGCUCUUCCUCUACCGCCUCUUCCUCCUCCAGGCCCAGCCAAAAAGAGAUUAAAGCAAUAGUUUACAAAAAAAUGUAAAUGACUGUCAACCACUUUUUUAUACCCCUGUAGAUCUUUCAUUUGUAGUGUUUGUUACACUGAAUUGAAUGACAAAAAUGUGUGUUAUUAAUAUGGUAUUAAAUUAUACUGAUUUCUUUGGAGACAUCUACUUUCGUUGGAGACAUGUUUGUUGGAUUGUUACUAUGUUGAUGUAGAUGUCAUGAGGUAUACGUGUAGUUCUAAACUGUUUCUUGGCAGUAAUACAUACAGAAAGCUAUGUAAGAGUCUUCACUUUUGCAGACCAACCAAAAGAAUGCCUGCAUACCAAACAGUCACAGCGAACCAA